This is a messenger RNA of Oryza brachyantha (malo sina), 924 nucleotides long. Its product is annotated as peptidyl-prolyl cis-trans isomerase. Gene Ontology annotation, biological process: protein peptidyl-prolyl isomerization; protein folding. The transcript has a single exon. Lineage: Eukaryota; Viridiplantae; Streptophyta; Magnoliopsida; Poales; Poaceae. Gene Ontology annotation, molecular function: peptidyl-prolyl cis-trans isomerase activity. The record is from RefSeq and is a predicted model, not a curated record. The coding region runs from base 99 to 617 and encodes 172 amino acids.
UCUUCCCGGAUCACGCAGCGGCUCGAAGCCAGAAGAGAGUGAGACAAAAAAAUUUCCCCAUUCGAUUUUGAGGUGAAAUCGCAAAACCCUAGGUGAGGAUGUCGAACCCGAAGGUGUUCUUCGACAUGACCGUGGGCGGCGCCCCGGCGGGGCGGAUCGUGAUGGAGCUGUACGCGAAGGACGUGCCGCGCACGGCGGAGAACUUCCGCGCGCUGUGCACGGGGGAGAAGGGGAUCGGGAAGAGCGGGAAGCCGCUGCACUACAAGGGCAGCUCCUUCCACCGCGUGAUCCCGGACUUCAUGUGCCAGGGCGGCGACUUCACCCGCGGCAACGGGACCGGCGGGGAGUCGAUCUACGGCGAGAAGUUCGCCGACGAGGCGUUCAAGCACAAGCAUGAGGGGGAGGGCAUCCUGUCCAUGGCGAACGCCGGGCCCAACACCAACGGGUCCCAGUUCUUCAUCUGCACCGUGCCCUGCAGCUGGCUGGACGGCAAGCACGUGGUGUUCGGCCGCGUCGUGGAGGGCAUGGACGUCGUCAAGUCCAUCGAGAAGGUGGGAUCCCGCGGCGGCAGCACCUCCAAGCCGGUCAUCAUCGCCGACUGCGGCCAGCUCUCCUAGAUCUGCGCUGUUCCCCUUUCCUUUUCCCCAGUACUAGUCGUCGUCGUCGAGUCCCUAAAUAACGAGGUGCGGUGAGUAGUGUGGUGGUUGGUGAGACGAGAUCGAGAUCUCUCCCCAUGGACGUUGGUUUUUGGUUGGAUUAGGCGGAGUUCUUCGAUUCGGUGGUUGAGUUGGAUCUGCGAUCCAUUUGGGUUUUUUAUCUUAAUUCGUGUCGCUGAUGCUUCUGUUAUGCUGCUGCUACUGCUAUCAAUCAAUGAGAAAAAAAUCGAUAAACAUUUGGGAUCUAACGCUAUGUGAUUUUGCGAGA